Molecule: messenger RNA, 3127 nt
Organism: Theobroma umbraticum
Lineage: Eukaryota; Viridiplantae; Streptophyta; Magnoliopsida; Malvales; Malvaceae
Product: two-component response regulator-like PRR37
Biological process (GO): phosphorelay signal transduction system; cytokinin-activated signaling pathway
Molecular function (GO): protein binding
Source: RefSeq, a predicted model, not a curated record
UUCCCUGCACCUUUGGCCUCGCCGUUUCUCGACCAGUUAAGCCAGUUUCUCUUACAAAAUCUUCUUUUAAGUUGGUUGUCUUCUUCGUCAUUUUUAAUAUUUAUUUUUGAUAGAACCCUGAAUCUUUUUUUUUUUUGGCUUUGAGUAAUCGGCAAGCUUUCGAGUAUUUCAUUUUUUUUUCCUGAAAUUUUCAUGUCUCGAAGUUUUUGAAAUUUUUGACCGUUGGGGGAAUGGGAUGAAGAUCGACUGGAAACGAGUUUCAAAAGGGCUUGUUGAAGGUUUGUGCUUGUAGACGUUUGUAUCUUGAAGACAACAGGAUGCGCAAGCUCUUUUGCGCAGUAGAGGAACCAACUCAAUCUGGUGCCUUCCUUAUUAUUGGUCUUUUUUAAUCUGCUUGAUGGGGAUAGUUCAAAUGAAUAAUAACAGUCCUGUGGCCAAUGGGUUGGUUGAAUUGAAUACACAUAUUCAUGAUGAGCACAAGAAAAUAAGGGGUAGGGUCAUGGGUGAGGAGCAGAGCCUCUCAGUGGAAGACGAGUCAUGGAUUAAUGAGGAUGCGGAAGACAGGAAUGAUGGGAAGACAGAGUUGGUUCAAGUUCAGGUCCCUGUGCAGGGCGUGCAACAGACGUCACAGCAACAGCCUCAAGGUCCUUUGGUUCGCUGGGAGAGGUUUUUACCUCUAAGGUCUUUGAAGGUUCUACUGGUGGAAAACGAUGACUCAACUCGCCAUGUUGUCUGUGCAUUGCUGCGAAAUUGUGGAUUUGAAGUUACUGCUGUGUCAAAUGGACUGCAAGCUUGGAAGAUCUUGGAAGAUCUAACCAAUCAUAUUGAUCUUGUUUUAACUGAGGUAGUGAUGCCUUGUUUGUCAGGCAUUGGCCUUUUAUGCAAGAUAAUGUGCCACAAAACUCGCAAGAAUAUUCCAGUGAUUAUGAUGUCAUCUCAUGAUUCUAUGAGUAUAGUCUUCAGGUGUUUGUCCAAGGGUGCAGUUGACUUUUUAGUGAAGCCUAUACGAAAGAAUGAGCUUAAAAAUCUUUGGCAGCAUGUUUGGAGGAAAUGCCACAGCUCUAGUGGUAGUGGAAGCCAAAGUGGUAUACAGACCCAAAAAUCCUCAAAAUCAAAAGGUACUGAUUCAGACAACAAUACUGGAAGAGAUAAGGACGAUGACAAUGGCAGUGUCGGUUUGAAUGUUCAGGAUGGCAGUGACAAUGGAAGUGGCACUCAGAGCUCAUGGACAAAGAGAGCAGUAGAAGUUGACAGCUCCCAGCCAAUAUCACCAUGGCACCAGUUCGCUGAUCCUCCUGAUAGCACUUGUGCCCAGGUUGUCCAUUCUAGACCGGAAGUGUUAGGUGACAGCUGGGUUCCAGUAACAGCUACGAGGGAGUAUGAUAAGCAGGAUAAUGAACUAGAAAAUGUUGUUAUGGGCAAAGACUUGGAGAUAGGGGUACCUAAAAUUACAGCUUUGCAGCUUGAAGACCCAAGUGAAGAGGUACUGACCAACAUAGCUGGUGCUAAUAAAGACAAAUUAUCUGCAAUAAACCCUAAGAAAGAUGAUGAGAAACUAGAGAAAGCGCAAUUGGAACUUAACAGUGAGAAAUCAGGUGGUGAUUUGAGAAACCAAGCUGCUGACCUGAUAGGUGUCAUCACCAAUAAUACUGAACCUCAAAUAGAAAGCACAGUCUUUGACAUCCCCAAUGGCCUCCCUAAGGUCUCUGAUACAAAGGAUAAGGUGAACUACGACAUGAAGGAAAUGCCUUUUCUUGAGCUCAGUUUAAAGAGACUGAGAGAUGUAGGAGACACUGGAACAAGUGCCCAUGAACGAAAUGUAUUGAGACAUUCAGACCUUUCAGCCUUCUCAAGAUACAAUUCUGGUUCAACUGCUAAUCAGGCUUCAACAGGAAAUGUUGGUAGUUGUUCUCCACUUGAUAAUAGCUCGGAGGCAGCUAAAACAGAUUCUAUGAAGAAUUUUCAGUCUACCUCAAAUAGCAUGCCUCCAAAGCAACAGUCCAAUGGAAGUAGUAACAAUAAUGACAUGGGUUCCACCACUAAUAAUGCCUUCAGCAAACCAGCGGUACUCAGUGACAAGCCAGCACCUAAAACUUCAGCUAAAUCUUUUCAUCCCUCUUCGGCCUUCCAACCAGUGCAGAGUGGCUGUGGUUCUUCCCCGCAACCUGUAGCACAAGGUAAGGGUGAUGCUGCACUAGGUAGCAUGAUUUUAGUUAAAGGAAGGGGCACAGACCAACAGGUGAAAGUGCGGCAUCACUAUCAUCAUUAUCACCACCACCACCAUCACCAUGUCCAUAACAUGCCCCAGAAUCAAAGGUUAGGUAACCAUGAUGAUUUAUCUUUGGAAAAUAUGGCAGUAGCAGCACCGCAGUGUGGGUCAUCCAAUCUGUCAAGUUUACCACAUGUUGAAGGCAAUGCUGCUAACCACAGUUUGACUAGAAGUGCAUCAGGAAGUAACCAUGGAAGCAAUGGACAGAAAGAGAGCAGCACUGUGUUAAAUAGCAGAGGAAUGAAUCUUGAAAGUGAAAAUGGGGUGCCUGGGAAAGGUGGAGCUGGUGGUGGAAUUGGAUCUGGAGGCAGGAAUGGAAUUGAUCAAAACCGUUUUGCUCAAAGAGAAGCUGCUUUGAACAAAUUCCGCCAGAAAAGAAAAGAAAGAUGCUUUGAGAAGAAGGUUCGAUAUCAGAGCAGAAAGAAACUGGCUGAGCAGAGACCACGCGUUCGAGGACAGUUUGUGCGACAGGUCCAUGAAAAUAAAAACAGGGACACAAACUGCUAACAUACAACCCUCGUCCCUUAGUGUGUGCAAAAUUUUGCAUAUCAGAUUAGCACUACGGAGAAGGAAGCAUUCAGAUUUCAUGGUGCAGGAUUGUGCACAUAGGGAUACAAGAUUAUGUACUCUUGAUCAAAGACCAUAUUCAUUAUGAGGACUCUCAAGUCUUCUUGAAAUUGUACUUUACUAAUCUGACCUAUGUGGCUCUCGCUGAAACUAUUACUACUACCUUGCAGAAGGUAACAGCCCUUAAAAGGGUAGCCCUCUGCUAUAGUACCAUCCGUUAUGGUGUGCUGUUGUUUGUUAAAACUAGCAUGCACGAAGUGGGUAUUUAAAACUGUUCUCUUGUGAGCUUCA